AUGACAGCGGUUCAAGGGAAGGGACGUGAGCAUCCACUUAGCAAGGCAAACAAUCUAGAGAGCGGGAAAAGAGGAAACACAAGUCCAUGUCACACAAGUCCUGGAUACCAACUGAAACUAAUUAAUUGGGUCAUUCCCUAUCUUGUUUAUCCUCUUAGCGCCUUCAGGGUCCAGUCCUGGUGCCGUGGGUUGCUCUCAACCAGCCCAACAGGCACCCUUUCAUCCCUUAAUCGUAUUGAAACGGGCUCAAAAGUCCAGGAGCCAUGUGCAGGGCGUGACUGUAGUUCUGGAUGCCCAUGUCCCGCCAUCAAGGGCACACGGGGUCGUCCAGGGGCUCUGGGACCAGCAGGUCCUAGUGGACCAGAGGGGCCUAGUGGCGGUCUAGGUCCAGGAGGACCUAAAGGUGAAAAAGGUCACGUAGGUCGCAGAGGACCAUCAGGACCAAAAGGAGACAAGGGGCCGAUGGGUGUUCCUGGAUUCCCAGGCAAUGACGGUGUUCCCGGCCACCCUGGGCAGGAGGGUAGCCACGGUCUCCCGGGGAUAGACGGCUGUAACGGCACUCGGGGUGACCCAGGUGGAACUGGUCCGGGGGGGUAUCCUGGCACCCCUGGAAGACAGGGGUUACCCGGUAUAAAAGGACAGAAAGGAGAGCCAGUUUACAUCAAUACGGGUGGCAUUGUGGGUCCUGCUGGUCCAUUUGGUCUGCCUGGUACUGUAGGCCCUAGAGGUCCAGAUGGAUAUCCUGGUCCCUCUGGUCCACCUGGUCUUCCAGGACCACCAGGGAGCCCAGGUCAGGGUUUACAAGGGGAACCAGGAGACAAGGGUGAUGCAGGUCUGCCAGGACUCAGGGGGGCGCCGGCGGCUCUGUUAGGCUCGCUGGCUAUAAGCACUAUCAACAAAGGAGAGAAGGGAGACGUGGGCCUGCCCGGCGACCCAGGCCGCCCACUGGUCAAUGGAGUGGUGGAGUUUGUUGGCUUUCCUAAAGGAGACAAAGGAACUAAGGGUGAUAUUGGCUUCAGGGGCUCUCCAGGUAUUCCCGGAAGUGCAGGACCACCAGGACCUUUUGGUUAUACUGGGGAAUUGGGUGAGAAGGGAAUACCAGGAUUACCAGGUUUACGGGGUGUUCCCGGUCUGACUGGACCCCCUGGACCCCCAGGCAGACAGGGAUUUCUUGGGACCCCUGGGUAUCCUGGACAACCAGGAUUUCCAGGACCUAAGGGUGAUAGAGGAGAUGCAGGACCCCCAGGACCUACAACCUACACUGACUCUGGGGGGGGAGCUGUGCAAGGACCUCGAGGUGAUCCAGGCAUUGAUGGCUACCCUGGGCCCAUUGGAGAUCCUGGACCAGCAGGGUUUCCUGGACAACCAGGCUUGCCGGGUCCCCCAUCCUUUGAAAGAGGUCGUCAAGGCAGUCCAGGAUUUCCAGGCACUAUAGGCCCUAAGGGUGAGAGGGGAAACCCAGGAAGACAAACCCCUGGUUCUGAAGGUCUACCUGGAAGUCCAGGUCUCCCUGGACCCCCAGGUCCACCUGGACUACCAGGAAGGUCAGGUAAACCUGGACUACCCGGCCCACCAGGAGUCAGAGGAGCACCUGGGGAUAGAGGUUACAAAGGGUUGAAAGGGGAACUUGGAGAUUGUAAUUGUCUGGGUGGAGGAGUUUCUGGCCCACCAGGUCCUCCAGGGGCUCAAGGUUCCCCUGGUUUUCCGGGGCCCGGCGGACCGAAAGGCGAGAUUGGUGAUGGAGGGUCUCCUGGUUAUACUGGACCCCCAGGCAGUCCUGGAUCUCCAGGUGAGCGAGGCUUCUAUGGACGAAAGGGAGAGAAGGGUAAUCCUUCCUACCUGGGAGGACAGGGACAGAAGGGUGAUAUCGGUCAGCCGGGACCAACUGGACCACCUGGAGCCAUGGGCAAACCAGGCAGAGAUGGAUCCCCUGGUUUCCCUGGACUACCAGGACCACCUGGCGAUGCUGGUUUUGGUGUCAAUGGAGAAAGAGGUUUACCUGGUUUUCCAGGGAGAAAGGGCUUUCCAGGUGCAGCAGGGGAACCUGGUCCUGGCUAUCAGGGGACACCUGGUGUCAGAGGGUUACCAGGCGACCCUGGCUUCGAUGGCCUUCCAGGACCACCUGGCCCUCCAGGACCACCAGGUGAAUUUUCCUGUGGGCAGGCGGGGCUUAAUGAUGCCUCUGUCGAAGAGGGAGGCACAACCCUGCCAUGUAGGCUUCCAGGAGAGGAUGGAGAUCCAGGUUUACCUGGACGGCCAGGAGCACCAGGUCCAAAGGGCCAACCAGGAGGCCCAGGGAACCCAGGAAGACCAGGUUUUGAUGGAUCAAAAGGAGAGAGAGGAGAUUCAGGCUUCGGGGGCCAACCAGGGCCACAGGGUUUUCCCGGACCUAGAGGAGACCCAGGAUUUCCAGGCGCUCCAGGUGAUGGUCGUCCAGGUGCCCCCGGUAAGGAUGGGCUUCCAGGUAUUCCAGGAGCAAAGGGGGAGCCCGGUGUAGUGUUGGGAGCCUCUUCUGGUGCCCCAGGGCUGCCAGGAAGACCAGGAGAACCAGGAGACAAGGGUGAACCAGGCACACCAGGUUUUCAGAGUAGACCUGGUGUUGAUGGACGCAAUGGUAUCCCAGGAGCUAAGGGUGAACGAGGUGUGGAUGGGUACCCAGGCGCUCCAGGUCUGCAAGGACCUCCUGGAGAGGUCCCUGCUGGGGGUAUCCGUGGACCUCCUGGGCCGCCUGGGAACAAAGGAUUUGCUGGACCUACAGGCUGUCAAGGAUUCCCUGGUCUCAAGGGAUCAAGGGGGGAUCCAGGGGCCCCAGGGCCCGCUGGGUUGAAGGGCACUCCUGGGUUACCAGGACUUCCUGGAUCACAAGGGCCAAGGGGUCUCCCAGGACCGCCAGGCCCUGGAUCAACUGAGGGCAUACCAGGAAUCCCAGGAAGGAAGGGUGAAAGGGGUCUCGUUGGAAUGGUUGGUUUCCCUGGAUUACCUGGUGCCCCAGGAGCACCUGGACGUCCAGGGGGUAAGGGUUUGCCUGGUGUCCCAGGAAGCAGUGGCCUACCAGGACAGUAUGGAGGGAGAGGAAUCAAAGGUGAAAGAGGGCCUAGUGGUCCCCCUGGGCGGCCCUCCCCACCUUUACCUGCUGAGUUGCUCGAGAAGGGAGAACCAGGAGACAAUGGAGCCAGUGGCCCACCUGGAUUCCCAGGACCAAGAGGUGAUAAGGGUUUUCCAGGACAGCCAGGUCGUCCAGGGCUACCAGGGCUCCCUGGUGUCCCUGACCAAUCAAAGGGUUUCCCUGGUCAGCCUGGACUGCCUGGUCUCCCCGGUACACCUGGCUUCCCAGGAUCUAAGGGUUCGCCUGGUGUUAUGGGUUUCCCUGGCAUGCCAGGACCCAGGGGCGAUGACGGAGCACCUGGUUUACCAGGAACACCUGGAGGUUCAGGACAACCUGGUGCCAAAGGAGAGAGAGGUGAUUCAUUUGGCUUUCCUGGAGCUCCUGGAGUUAAGGGGCUAGCGGGAGAUCCUGGAUUCCCUGGUGGUUUAGGUGCUCCUGGUCUCCAAGGUGCUGAUGGUGUCCCAGGAAGCCCUGGUUUCCCUGGGCAGAAAGGUUUCCCAGGAGUACCAGGAGGACCAGGAUUCUCAGGUUCAUCAGGUGCAGCUGGAGAGAGAGGUUUCCCUGGAUAUCCAGGACAGAAAGGAAGGGAUGGGGAGCCAGGACGCCCUGGAACACCAGGGUCUGCCGGGGAGAAAGGUUUGCCUGGAUCACCUGGCUUAGAUGGUCUCAAUGGACUUCCAGGACCCAAGGGGCCACCAGGAGUGCCCGGUAUAACUUUGGGAGGUCUCCCUGGUGCCUCGGGGCAGGAUGGUUUUAAAGGAGAGAGAGGCUCAUCUCUACCAGGAAGACCAGGAAUUCCUGGGGAGAAGGGAGCUAGGGGAGAGCAAGGUUCCUCUGGUCAGACAGGAUUCCCCGGAUUGCCAGGUCCUCCAGGGGCAACUGUCCCCUCCAGUGUACUUGGUCCUCCAGGUGAUCCUGGCCUACCUGGGCUGGAUGGGGAAAGAGGUUUUCCUGGCCGCCCAGGUCCUCCAGGUCCAGCAGGUCCUGGCACUGUCCAGGGUGAUAGAGGAGAUGGAGGAUUCCCUGGACUUCCUGGCUCGCCGGGAAACCGUGGAGAUCCUGGAAAUCCAGGAGGCCCUGGACUACCAGGCAGCUCUGGUUUCAAAGGAGAGAGAGGUGACUCGGGACUCAGUGGGUUACCAGGACCAUCAGGUUUUCCCGGAGACCCCGGCUUUUAUGGAACCCGAGGACCAAAAGGAAAUAGAGGACCAAGUGGGCGUAAGGGUCUGCCAGGAGUGGUCAUUCCUAGUGGAGACUACACCAAACCACUGGGUGAUCCAGGACCUAUGGGCAGUGUUGGACGGGGAGGCUCUCAGGGGCUCCCAGGACAGCCUGGACUACCAGGCCGUGGGGGUCCCAAAGGAAAGGUCGGCUCAGUGGGAAAACUUGGUCGUAAUGGCCCAGCUGGUGCUCCAGGUCCUAUUGGAGACUCUGGACCUCCAGGAUUCCAAGGACCCACAGGAAGUCCAGGACUGCCUGGUAAACCAGGGUUUCCAGGUCCUCCUGGCCUCCAAGGACGUGGCACCGGUAUUGGCUACACAUUAGUAAAGCACAGCCAAUCCAGUCUGGUACCCAUGUGCCCACAGGGCAUGGCCAAGAUGUGGGACGGUUACAGUCUACUUUACGUUGAGGGCCAGGAGAAGGCUCAUAAUCAAGAUCUAGGACUGGCUGGAUCCUGUCUGCCUCGGUUCAGCACCAUCCCCUUCCUGUAUUGCACGGCUAACGAGCUUUGCUACUACGCCAGCCGCAAUGACAAGUCCUACUGGCUGUCCACCACAGCGCCUAUUCCCAUGAUGCCUGUGUCAGAGCAGCAGAUCUCUCAGUACAUCAGCCGCUGCUCAGUGUGCGAAGCGCCCUCGCAGGCUGUGGCGGUCCAUAGCCAAGACCUCACAAUCCCUACAUGUCCCCAGGGUUGGAGAAGCCUUUGGAUCGGCUACUCUUUCCUCAUGCACACGGCGGCCGGUGCAGAGGGAGGUGGCCAGUCCUUGAUGUCUCCUGGUUCUUGCCUGGAGGACUUCCGUGCCACUCCUUUCAUUGAGUGUAACGGAGCCCGUGGCACAUGCCAUUACUUCGCCAACAAGUACAGCUUUUGGUUGACCACUGUGGAGCAGGACAGGCAAUUUCAGCAGGGUCCUCCACAGGAGACACUGAAAGGAGACGAGUAUCGCUCCCGCGUCAGCCGCUGCCAAGUGUGCAUGAAGAUCUUGUAG
This is a messenger RNA of Chanos chanos (milkfish), 5316 nucleotides long. It is a transcript of the gene col4a6, whose product is annotated as collagen, type IV, alpha 6. The transcript is spliced from 49 exons. Gene Ontology annotation, cellular component: collagen trimer. The coding region runs from base 1 to 5316 and encodes 1771 amino acids. The record is from RefSeq and is a predicted model, not a curated record. Gene Ontology annotation, molecular function: extracellular matrix structural constituent conferring tensile strength. NCBI's taxonomy places the organism in Eukaryota, Metazoa, Chordata, Actinopteri, Gonorynchiformes, Chanidae. Gene Ontology annotation, biological process: extracellular matrix organization.